AUGGCUGAAAUCCACACUCCGUAUGCUUCCUUGAAGAAACUGUUAUCUUUACUCAAUGGCUUCGUGGCUAUGUCUGGCAUCCUCCUCGUCGGCCUGGGCAUUGGUGGUAAAUGUGGAGGGGCCUCCCUGACGAGUGUCCUCGGGCUGUCCUCCGCAUAUCUCCUUCACGUUGGCAACCUGUGCCUGGUGAUGGGAUGUGUCACGGUACUGCUUAGCUGUGCCGGGUGGUAUGGAGUGGCUAAAGAGAGAAGAGGCAUGCUCUUAUUUUGCAUCCUGUCAAUGGUUAUUGUCCUCAUCGUGGAAGUCACAGCUGCCACAGUGGUCCUUCUUUUCUUUCCAAUUGUUCGAGAUGUGGUCUUGGAGCACACCUUCGUGACCCUGAGGAACAAUUACAGAGGUUACAACGAGCCAGACGACUAUUCUACACAGUGGAACUUGGUCAUGGAGAAGCUAAAGUGCUGUGGGGUGAAUAACUACACAGAUUUUUCUGGCUCUUCCUUCGAAAUGACAACGGGCCACACCUACCCCAGGGGUUGCUGUAAAUCCAUCGGAACUGUGACCUGUGAUGGACGCAAUGUGUCUACAAACGUCAUCCACCAGAAGGGCUGUUUCCAUAAACUCCUCAAAAUCACCAAGACUCAGAGCUUCACCCUGAGUGGGGGCUCUCUGGGAGCUGCAGCUAUACAGUUGCCAGGAAUUCUUGCCACUUUGCUGCUGUUUAUCAAGUUGGGCUAA
This is a messenger RNA of Rhinopithecus roxellana (golden snub-nosed monkey), 735 nucleotides long. RefSeq names its product tetraspanin 16 (gene TSPAN16). The record is from RefSeq and is a predicted model, not a curated record. Lineage: Eukaryota; Metazoa; Chordata; Mammalia; Primates; Cercopithecidae. The transcript has 7 exons. Gene Ontology annotation, cellular component: membrane. Bases 1 to 735 code for a protein of 244 amino acids.